This is a messenger RNA of Cricetulus griseus (Chinese hamster), 1269 nucleotides long. The record is from RefSeq and is a predicted model, not a curated record. NCBI's taxonomy places the organism in Eukaryota, Metazoa, Chordata, Mammalia, Rodentia, Cricetidae.
AUGGCGGCACAGAGAUGGAGCCUGCUCCAGAGUGAGCAGCAGCUAAGCUGGAUGGAUGGCCUGCUUCUCUGUCAUCUCUCUGGAGUUGGUUCAGCUUCCAUCCAUAGCUAUUCUACUAAUGGUAAGGGCACUGAGAGCCACCCUCAUGAGGACAACUGGCUCAAGUUCAGAAGUAAAAACAACUGCUUUCUGUAUGGGGUCUUCAAUAGCUAUGACGGCAACCAGGUGACCAACUUUGUGGCCCAGAGACUCUCUGCAGAGCUCCUGCUGGGCCAGCUCAACACUGAACAUGCCGAGGCUAAUGUGCAGCAGGUCCUGCUGCAGGCCUUCGAUGUGGUGGAGAGGAGCUUCCUGGAGUCCAUUGAUGAUGCCUUGGCUAAGAAAGAAAGCCUCCAGUCCCAGCUACCAGAGGGUGUGCCCCAACACCAGCUGCUGCCUCAGUCACUGGUCCCUUCACUUGAGAGACUCAAGGCACUGGAGAGGGAGAUUUCGGGAGGGGCCAUGGCCAUUGUGGCAGCCCUUCUCAACAAGCUCUAUGUCGCCAAUGUUGGCUUGGAUGCAGGAAAGUUCAAGCAGGUGGGCAUCAUCUAUGGACAGGAGAACACCAGGCACAUCGGUGAUUACAGAGUCAAAUAUGGCUACACUGACAUCGACCUGCUCAGUGUUGCCAAGGCCAAAUCCAUCAUCGCAGAGCCAGAAAUCCAUGGCGCCCAGCCGCUGGAUGGCAACGGCUUCCUGGUGCUGAUGUCUGAGGGACUCUACAAGGCCCUGGAGGCAGCCCAUGGGCCAGGACAGGCCAACGAGGAGAUUGCAGCAAUGAUUGACAUCGAAUUUGCUAAGCAGACCUCCCUGGAUAUAGUGGCCGAGGCUGUGAUGGACCGUAUAAAGUAUAUCCACUGUGAUAUCUUUGCCAGUGGUGGGGAGUGUGCCAAGUUAUGCCCGCAGCUUGAAGACAUGACCCUGAUGGUGAGGAACUUUGGCUACCCAUUGGGUGAAAUGAGCCAGCCUACACCAACCCCAGUCCCAGGGGGGCGUGUGUACCCUGUUUCUGUGCCCUACUCAAGUGCCCAGAACACCAGCAAGACCAGUGUGAAGUUCUCCCUCGUCAUGCCUUCUCGGGGCCAGAUGAUCAAUGGUUCCCACAGUUCCUCCACCCUGGACAAAGCCACUUCUAUCCUCACUAACCAGAGCCCCACUCUGCCCCUCCAGUCCACCAACACACACACACAGGCAGAGCAUCAGCUCCAGCUCUGAUGGGAGUCUCCUCUG